This is a messenger RNA of Strongylus vulgaris, 543 nucleotides long. Lineage: Eukaryota; Metazoa; Nematoda; Chromadorea; Rhabditida; Strongylidae. The record is from the annotation of a GenBank genome assembly.
AUGUGCUGUAGAGCGUGCCGGUUCACCUUAACAUCUCAUUGCAGGUCAGUAAUUGUAAACGGCCUCGUUGAAGUGGUGAAACCAAAUGGCGAACGAGUAGAAUAUAAACUGGGGGACUCCUUUGGUGCUGAGCCAAACCCAGCUGUACAAUAUCAUGUUGGCGAGAUGCGGACCAUGGUGGAUGACUGCGAGUUUGUGCUUGUUGAACACAAGGAUUUCUGCUCGAUUAUGUCCACCAUUGGGGAGCAUAUUGAGAAAGAUCGCGAUGGACUGACUGGUGAAGUCGUAUCGGAGACAGAGCGGAGAACUGUUGGAAGUCAAGUGGGACUUGUGCUGAUCAAGGGAAAGCCAGACAAACUCAUUCAACAUCUUGUUGAUGAAAGAGACAGCAAUGUGGAUCCGCAUUAUGUGGACGAUUUCCUACUUACCUAUCGAGUAUUCAUUCAUAAUCCUACGAUAAUAUUCGAGAAAUUGAUGAUGUGGUUUGCUGACACUGCACUGAGGGAUAAGGUUCGUCAAUCUUCUUUUGCUGCUCCUCGUUAA